This is a messenger RNA of Drosophila teissieri, 462 nucleotides long. Its product is annotated as putative gustatory receptor 59b. The record is from RefSeq and is a predicted model, not a curated record. Gene Ontology annotation, cellular component: membrane. Bases 1 to 462 code for a protein of 153 amino acids. NCBI's taxonomy places the organism in Eukaryota, Metazoa, Arthropoda, Insecta, Diptera, Drosophilidae. The transcript has a single exon. Gene Ontology annotation, biological process: sensory perception of taste.
AUGGGUAUAGCCUACAGCAUCCUGAACGUCAGCAACUACUUUUACUUCACUUCCUUUUGGCAAAUCGUCAGGGGAUAUGACUUUGUGGAUCGAGAGAUGAAAAAUCUCAUCACCUCCAAAUCCGGGAGCCAUGUUGAGAAUUUCGCGGAGGAACUACGAGAUCUGUGGUCCCUUCACUGGACUCUCAGCCGAAUGGCCAGCAGAAUAAGCCGAGUCUAUGGAUUCCAGAUGAUCGUCUCGCGCACUGAAUACGUUCUCUUCUCUGUUGUAUUCGGCUACGUGGGAAUAAUUUGCAUGUUCCAAGGAAUGAGUCUGAACAUACUUCAUGUGGGCCUAAUAUACCUCGUUCGGACCUUGGACUUCUUCCUGAUCGAUGUCAUUUGUGACCUGACCGCACGCUAUCAGAGUCAGCCGAAACACGAACUCGUCGAAGGAGAAGUGAACCAGAAGGCGGUAGAGUAG